Funneliformis geosporum is the source of this 585-nucleotide messenger RNA. NCBI's taxonomy places the organism in Eukaryota, Fungi, Glomeromycota, Glomeromycetes, Glomerales, Glomeraceae. The record is from the annotation of a GenBank genome assembly.
AUGUUUACCUUACGUAACUUUGGCACGCGAUCUUUGAAAACACGUAUUAUUCGCAAUACCGCAACCAUAAAGCUACCACAAAAGGCAUUAUUUAAUAACUAUAGCCGUCAUAGAUACGAUGAAAUAGCUAGAGUAGCUAAGCCAGCACCUUUAUGGGAAGCCUCUGCAGUCGUUGAUGGGGUUAUUAAACCACUUUCACUUAAAGACUACAUUUCUAAAUUUUUGGUUAUGAUUUUUUAUCCUAUGGAUUGGACUUUUGUGUGUCCAACUGAAAUGGUUGCUUUCUCGGAUAAUAUCCAAAAAUUUAAAGACAUAAAUACUGAAGUAGUUGGUAUCUCUUGUGAUUCACCUCAUUCUCAUAUCGCGUGGGAGGGUACUUUCAUUAUUGAUGACAAGGGUAUUCUUCGUGUUGCGCAUGUUAACGAUACUCAGAUCGGUCGAUCUGUUAAUGAAACGCUUCGUCUUGUUGAAGCCAUUCAGUUCGCAAACAAACACGGUGAAGUUUGUCCAGUGAACUGGAAAAGUGGAGAUCGCACGAUAGUUCCAGACCCAAAGUUAUCCAAGGAUUAUUUUUCUCAAAUUUAA